Paramecium sonneborni is the source of this 727-nucleotide messenger RNA. Lineage: Eukaryota; Ciliophora; Oligohymenophorea; Peniculida; Parameciidae. The record is from the annotation of a GenBank genome assembly.
AGACAAAAAAUGAAUUUUUAUUUAUUUUUUUUUUAUUCGUUUUGCAUUAAAGCCAUUUUAUCUACAAUAUAAAUAACUAUAAUAUCCUUUUUCAUUUGUAAAUGAGAAAUCUAAAAGCGAUGAAGAGUAGAUUGGUAUUUUAGCAAUCAAAAACCAUUUUUUAUCAAAUUCAAUUCUUAUAAUACUGAAUGAAUAUGGUGACUAUUAACUAUAAAAGUUAAUUUUUGAUUUUAUGUCUCAAAUACUAACUUCAUAUCUAUCACUUAUUUAAUGUGUAAAACGAAAAUGUUUUUGUUUCAAAUCUAUCUACAUAGNUCUGGUGAUAUGACUGUGUAUUAUUUAACUGAAACUGAAGUUUGGUUUGUUGGUGAUGGACUCCUUCAAUAAGCAACAAAAUUAACUUUGAAUAACACAACUCCAGGAUAAGUUAUAAUUUAAUUAUAAGCUGAAGUUGCUUGGAAUAAUGUAUCUAUUUAGGUUUCAUCUAUUUUAUCUUCAACAUAAUCAGGAUAAAGAAGAUUGCUAACAUAAACUUCUUUUGAUACAUUCUCAGGAAAAACAUCAAUUUUAACUUGUAUUAAAGCAUAGGAUCAAAAGAUUUGUCCAUCAUGUGAAUAAGAAUGUGAAAUUAAUGGGUUUGCUCAUGAUGGAUGUCCAGAAUGCUAAUCUUUCCUCUAGAUUAACGAAUUUAUUUUAUUAGCCAUAUUAUUAGCAUUUACUAUAUGAU